AAGCGGAAGUAGGUGUUUUGCUUUAAUUUUGAAAGGACAGCGGAACUGUGCAGGUUUGACUUGCGAAGGUGACGGGGAGAAACAGCUUUGGGCCAAAAAGCGGUCUGAGGAAGGAGUGAGGAGGCUCGACGAUGAAGACGCACGACGCCGAGCCCGAACGGAACCUAUCCCAAGCGGACUUCCAACCGUGGCGUCCCGGAGCAUGCAUCCGCGCGCAGGCGACAGGGAGACGCACCAGACCGAGCACGGUGAUAUAACCUGACCACCUGCGGAGUUUUGUCGCUUCGGAUCAUCGCGCAAGUCUGUGCCGUCCGGUCGGCUCCAGAAUGCCUUUCUGCAAGCGCGCGGUCCUGCCGAGGGACUUGUGCAAGCACGGCAUCGGUGUCGGGACGUCGUCGGCGUUCGCGGAUCUGGCCGACGUUUGCGCCUUUACCCUGGCCUCGGUGCUCCGCCAACUUUCGGACCUGUCCCGACAUUCGCUGGGCGUCCUGGAGGAGCUGGAGGGCGAGCUGGCGUCCGUGUGCCGACGGUCCGGUGCUCUGGAAGGCAGACUGGGCCGACUGGUCGAGAUGCUGCGCAAAAGUCCGCACACGCACACAGCCACUGUCGGACUCGAGGCGGAGAGCGUCAGGCGCGGAGGAAGCAGCAGCAGCAGCGGCGGAGACGGCGGCGGCGGCGGCAGCAACGGCAACCGCCGCCACAACCACGCCGGAGGAGGACGGCGAGGAAGCUGCGACCACGGCAACGGCGCGGCCAGCUUCGGGUCGCCAUGGCAACAGAGCGUGAACGUGUUUGGCUCAUGGAGCAGGCCCGAAUGUGUGGAAGAGCUGCACCAGCAGGCGCAGCUUAACCUCCAGAGCCUGCUGCAAGACUUUGAGGAGCAGCUGUGCGACGGCAAGCCGGCAGGUCAGACGUUCCGCCAUCCGCCCUCGCAGAGCUCCGACGACACGUCGGCCUCGUCCGCCUGCCGCUCGCCCGUCUCCCCCGGCAACAAGCGCCCCGACUUCAUCUUUCUGCCGGCAUCCAAACAGCUCUACGAGGAUGAGACCGCCAGCUCAGUCUUCGGACUGAGGUCCCUAGCCAGCCCGUCUCCCUCACCAUCUCCGUCUUCCUGCGAGUCCGAUCGCCCCCCGUUAGGCUGGAGCCCCGGACCCCCCGUCGCAGAGAAACCUCGCUGGCACCUUGGCAAACGCACGCCGACUCAAAUCGCAGCAGGUGAAGGAGGAGGAGCUGGAGUUAAAUUCCAUGGUGUUGACCUCCUUCAGCACUCGGCCUCCCCAUCCCCCUCUCCAGUGGAUAACUACCACCAGCCCCGCUCCCUGGAACCUGUGUCGGACACCCCUCAACAAAACUUUGCUCUGAGGAAGAUAGUCUCCAACCUUGACACCACCUCACCUGCAGAUAUCAUUCUGGACCAAGCAGGAACCAUGGACCACUCUGGCCUGAUUUGCUCCAACACUCCUUCAAGCACCUGGAACGGACCGAAAGGCUCCACCUUUUCUCCUGGGCCUUGGAACGAGCCUUACAACUGCAUUGCCAAGAAAGGGCCGGCAGUUCCACCUAAGCAGCACAGUGUCAUUGGUCAUACAGGAGGCGGGGCUCAGGAAGGCCUGAUGCUAGUGAGCAACUCGCAGUCUGUUUCCUUCUCGACCAUGUCAGACACGUCUGGGAGACAGAGGAGCAACGCGCCAGGGAUGGACAGGAGGAGCGAGACGGAGGUGCCAACGGCAGACAGAGGGAGAGGUGGCGCCGGUGGGCCGGGCGGUGUAGAGGCAGGGAGAGGAAGGGGGAUGUCGGCGCGCUCUUUAGCUGCGGCGAAUGCAUUCAAGUUCCGCGAACGUUCUCUCUCCACGCCCACAGACUCCGGUUCCUUUUGCUUUACUGAAAUUGGCACAGAUCAACCGGAUGGGAGUCUGGCAUCCACGGGCAAUGGGAAUGUGAUGUCUGCAGAACACCAGUGGCAUCAUCAGAACUAUUUAGGUCUCGGUGAGAACUACGCACUCCUCUAUCCCAGAGGGAGCUCAGAAGAGAGUGCCAGUACCGCCGACACAAUCUCUGUUUCGGCCUCUGACUACAGUGCCGAAGGACGCUUGUGCCUGCGCUCGCGGUCCAUCUCGCUCAAGAAGUCCAAGCGCAAGCCACCGCCUCCGGUGAGGAGCGUCUCUCUCAUGAAGAACCUUGGCCAGGCUGAGGGGAGGAUCCACCACGAGGGCGGUCUGCAUCGGGGCGGACGGCCAAAAAGCCUGCACAUCCCCAGGGACCAUCCCCCCGACUUCCGGCCAGAUUUUCUGUUGCCCGCCUCCAGAUCUGGGGAGCUCGGCCCAGGAGGCUGCGACAGUCCUCCGAACCUUGAGGUUAAUGCGCCAGAGAGGGAGGCGGAGCAAACUUUGCCCUCUAACUGGCAGCUCGGAGAUUGGAGGAGCAAUGAUCCCUACAGAUCUCUUUCGGGCUCCAGCACUGCGACGGGUACGACUGUGAUUGAAUGUAUGAAAAUCAGAGGCAGUUCUGAGUCAUUGCUCAACUCGCCCACCACCUCCAGAGCUACGUCACCGAUGCACCUCCUCACGGAAACGGACGUAAAGCCCAUUUCGCCCUUCAAGCCCCCUGGACUCAUGUCCCCAUCAAGUGGCUAUUCCAGCCAGUCGGAAACCCCCACUCCUACUGUGCCGCUCAGUCAGGCAGCGGGUACGGGAGGACCGGGGUCGUACGGGACAUCGGGAUGUAAGAUGCGGCCAAAGAUUCCAGAAAGAAAAUCUUCACUACCGUCACCCAAAGAUCCUGUCGCCAGGUCCAGAUUAUCCUUUGAGAUGCCAGUGAAUGCCCAUCUGGAGCUGUCGUCAAUCAAGCCAAAGCAAAAGGCCAGCAGACGGCAUUCAGACACGUCCACGGCGGCAAAACCUGGAAAAAUUUGCCCCGGCUCUUCGCAGGUUAUCCCCGUGGUCACCCAAAAUGAGCUGAAAACAAUUCGGCUUCGUUCGAUCUCCCGAGGCGAUCUGGAGGACUGCCCAGAUGGUGCAUCGGAUACCAUUGAAGAAGAACAGCAGUGCAAAGACUUUGAGGACGACGCCAGCCCACCUCCCAUCCUACCCAAACCAAAGCCACCAGUUGCUGUCAAACCCCCCUUACCAAAACGACCCCUUAACCUGCUUCUGAAGUCCCAGCCCUCUACGCCCCCUCUCACCCUGGACUCGCCCCCAGCGUCGCCCGUGGAACGCCCUGUGCCGCUUGGCAACAUUUACAAAGUUAUGAAGAAACCUAAACCCAAAAAAGCUCCGGCCCCAAGUCUUUCAAACCCAUCUGUGGUCCCAGAUUGUAAUUCCAUCUCCACCCCACAUGCCACCUAUACCCAGUGCCUCUUCGACCUCCCUCCCCUUCCAGAGCCCCAGCCGCUUCUGGAAGAUCCCAUUUUGGAGCCAGAAUUUGAUGCCGGCCCUCAACUUGGACCAGAGGACGGAGGCUCUCUCCCAUCUCCCUGCAGUAACCAGGAGACCCUGGAACUCCAGGACAAGAGCAAGACCCUUCCUUCAAGAAUGACAAUCUCCUGUCUGGCAGAGUUCUCUGACAAAAAGAAACCCAAGGUUCCUCCUCCCGUGCCCAAGAAGCCGAACGUCCUCGUACUUCCGUCAUCCGCCCAUCCUUCAGCUAACUGCGGUACAGAGCGCCAGACUACACCGACCGACAGUCCCCUGGGCCUUCCGUCUCCGGGAGAUGUUUUCCCACCGGAUGUUACGAUCAAUCCUGAAAUGUCAAUACAGAGUGAGAAUCCCUUGGGAGCAGACGCUUUGGUGGAGUCUUCACGUCACUCUUCCCAGCUGGAUUCUUACCUAGUGGAGCUGGAAGAGAAAAGCGCUACCACAGGGACUGGGGCAGAUGACAGCGCGGCUAGUGAUAAAACGGUGCUUCACAUUGUGGAGGAAACGGACGAAGACUUCUUGGCUGGCACGGCGGCAACACACACCACCGAAGACCUGUUCACCAUCAUACACAGGUCCAAGAGAAAGGUUCUGGGUCGCAAGGAGCCCGCCGACUCUUUUGGAAGCCGCCAGAGUCUGACAUCCCCUGUCAAGCAGAUGAACCUCCCCAUGGGCGGUGGCCAGAGGUCCAGCUCCCGCAAUGAAAACUUCAUGGCCCUGCUGCAGAAGAAGGGCAACAAAUCUUCCAACGCGGGGGCCAGGGUGUCCGCCGCCGAACUUCUCAAAAGCACAAACCCACUGGCGCGACGUGUCACAGAGCUAUCCGGCGAGGGUGGAGAAGUCCAGACCAGCCAAGGCAAAGCCAGCAAUCAGUGAGGUCAAUUCUAAUGUGGAUAAGCUACCGGCUCACGACUUUGCUCCAACCACUGGCUGACCAUUUGCGUCGUCCAAUCCUGUCAGAGCACACUUUUGGACCAAAUGGUCCCUGGCUUGGUUGGAGUCGUAUCGUUCUCUAUUGAAGCUCUGGGAGAGUGUGCAAGAGCAGAGCGGGGAUCCCGCAACUCUCUCCAUGAGAAUGCCAGAUGGAGAGAUUGAUGGGGAAAACAAUGUUCAAAAAUCACCAAUCGAAUGGUAGACAUUUGUUCUUUUCUCCUGGAUGAUACCAACAACCCCUGAUGAAGAUGGCAAUGUAAGCAUGAGUCAUGGGAUUUUCAGGAACUCGUGUUAUAAUAAUUAUAAUCCAUGGCUGACUGGUCCACAAGAUCUUUCAAAUCAGAUUACGUUUAAAAACUCCCACAAAUGGACUAAAGCACUUUUCUUCAAUGUCAAGAGGCAGUAUUCCCCUGCCCCCACCUGCCACUGCCCCCACUUGUUUUGUGUCUUUUGCUCUGGUGGGAUGUACCCAUACACAAUAAUGUAUGUGAAGUGUACAAAGAACAUCUUGAGAUGACAAACAACAAACUGCCCAGGAGACACACAAAGAACAGAAAUGUCUGCACGAGCCUGUGUGUGUGUGUGUGUGUGUUGGCAUGAGUAGGUGUGCGCACAAGUAAUUAUCAUCAUCACCAUCAACAUCAUCGAGCCUGCGGAAUUUCUGCAUGGAGAGCAUGAAGCAGGCCUUUGGUGGCUGGGGGGGAGGGGGGCGGAGGGUAUUGGGGGUGGGCGGUUUUUGGAAGGAUAACCACACCCAACGAACCAGAAGUGUGUGUUUGUGCCUGAGCACGUGUGUAUGCGUGUAUAUGUGUGUGCGUAUGUUCGCGUGUGUGGUGGCACGCUUCCACAAAAAGGGAGCCCUACUGGCGCGUGUCGAGCGCUUCUCUACCCCGAUCGUCCGCCCCGACUCAUGACGUCACUUCCUGACCUCUCCCUCACUCAAACCGUUCCUUUUUGACCAUUCUCUCGUUUACACCGGCUGAAUGUCAACUAGCGACCAGUUACAAAAAGACGUUUGCCCCUUUUUUUUAACUACUUUCUCGUGCCAAACCCUGGGUUGGAUCGGGACGCACAUGUGAAAGUUGUCGUAAAAUCGUGAGAUUUCCUCUUCACGCCGCUGUGUGAGGGCUCCCUCUGGUGGCGCGAGGAUGGAGCGCCACACGCUCUUCUCUUGAGUCCGUCAUCAUCGUGACGUCAAAUCGCACCGCUGCUUCUGACCAAUCGUGAAGUGAUGCUUUCUUUUUGAAGAUUUAGUGGAUGAAACUCCGAACAACUCUGUUUGCUUUGGAUAGCAAAGUCUGACUGCAGCACUCUGUCUUUUAUUUGAUGCUGUUAUUUUGUGUCUGUGCAGUGGGAGCUGCAAUGUUGACAAACUUCCUAAGAAUUUUCAGGAAAGAUUCCCAUUGAUUCAUUCGCUUGAUAUACAGUAAUUGGCCACAUACAGGUAUUUUGCGCCAUAUUAAAAUGGCCUCUCUUGACUUUCUUGUGCGCGCGUGCCAUGCAUCAGAAAGCCAUGUUGUGUUGUACGUCGAUUCGUGAACUUUCAGUUGUAGGUCAUUUGACGCGAGCAUGCUGCACACGACACAAGCUGAUGCCUCCAUGUUGUAAAACAGACUUUCCCCCAACCCGCUCACGAGAUCAGGGGGAAAAAUAGCACCCAACCGCCACUUGGGGGCAGCUUAUAGCAACAGACAUCAAUAGAGUCAGACCACUUAUUGGAGUUCUAUUUUUGUUAUUCCUUAUGGGGAAAAAAAGACAUUUAAAGGAAUAUUCCAUAUAUGUAUUAAAUCCCCUCGUGGCCCAUCCAGUGGUUUGGUGUGUAGCUGUCCGGAAAAAGCGCCACAUUCCGACAUGCCAGUGCCAUGAAGUGAUUCUAUCAUAAAUAAAUUAUUUUUCUUGCGUAGAAA
Molecule: messenger RNA, 6253 nt
Organism: Hippocampus zosterae (dwarf seahorse)
Lineage: Eukaryota; Metazoa; Chordata; Actinopteri; Syngnathiformes; Syngnathidae
Gene: nhsl2
Product: NHS-like 2
Exons: 10
Coding region: 327-4289 (1320 amino acids)
Biological process (GO): cell differentiation
Source: RefSeq, a predicted model, not a curated record